CUUCUCGCCCUCUGUAUUCACUUGGAGUUCUGAGGUGAGCAUUUGUGGACUGAGGCAUUUCAUCUCCAUUAGAGGGAACUUAUGCCACCGGAAAGAAUCCGUUUCUCCGUUGGAUGAUGACUUCUCGUUACCAGAGAGAAGGGUUCUUACCGGACACAUCUACCCCUUCGCAGUUGUUUUGAGGCUGCGUGUUCUACAGAUCGUGUGUGGCAUUUCGGCGCUCGUGAUGGGAACAGUUGCCUUCAUCGAGGAGAGGGGAGGUUUCAAUCUUGGGCUGGGAGUUCCUGCGGGAGUGACUACCGUCGUAGCGGCAGCGGCGUCGAUCCACACCUCGCGGGGGUUCUCCGGGUACCAGCAGCCGUCGUGCGACCCGCCGCUCUCCCGCUUCCGCUUCCUGGGCCCCUCGAUCCAGGCGGCGAUCCCUUUGACCCUCCUCUGGCUCACGGCCUGCACGCUCAACGUCCUCCUCCUCCUCUUCGCCGUCCGCUCCUUCAUCCACAAGCCGGAGCUCACCGUCCUCGCCUCGGUCCUCCUCACGUUCAGCCUCAUGACCCUCAUCGCCGUCGUCCUCCUCCUCCGCAUCGACAUCAAGUACGACCCCGACUGACCCGGGAUCUGCCCGGAGUCGGCCACCCCGGGCAUCAGCCUCAUCGGCAUCAACCCCGGCGUCUCCCAGGACCGCACCAGCCGCGUCGCCUGGAUGAUCUAACCCAUCCCCAACCGCUGUGUUCAAUCCCACAGACACGAAACCCUCCGCUCGUCUUUUGGGUUUGGGGACUGGUCGAAGCUUUUACUUUCGGGGACUUAACACUUAAUGGGCAACGGAGAUGUUAACUGUUUGAGGAAUUUGCGAUUUGACCAUUGAUUCAUAUGUAAAAUUUCGCGGAAAACACGAGAGUACCGCUGAUUUUCCCUGAAAGCAACGCCUAAGCUCGGAAAAAGUUCUCAAAGUUGAAAGCGUAAUAAUGGAAGGAAUAUCCCACGCUAUCCUGAGUGUCCACCUCUACAUCAAGACAAACUCUCCAUGCAAAGAUAGGGAGCACACAUACAUUGGCAGGGCUGCC
Messenger RNA from Bemisia tabaci, 1064 nucleotides. Lineage: Eukaryota; Metazoa; Arthropoda; Insecta; Hemiptera; Aleyrodidae. The record is from RefSeq and is a predicted model, not a curated record.